Trichogramma pretiosum is the source of this 2239-nucleotide messenger RNA. It is a transcript of the gene PIG-A, whose product is annotated as N-acetylglucosaminyl-phosphatidylinositol biosynthetic protein. Gene Ontology annotation, molecular function: phosphatidylinositol N-acetylglucosaminyltransferase activity. Bases 65 to 1390 code for a protein of 441 amino acids. Gene Ontology annotation, biological process: GPI anchor biosynthetic process. The record is from RefSeq and is a predicted model, not a curated record. Gene Ontology annotation, cellular component: glycosylphosphatidylinositol-N-acetylglucosaminyltransferase (GPI-GnT) complex. Lineage: Eukaryota; Metazoa; Arthropoda; Insecta; Hymenoptera; Trichogrammatidae. The transcript has 6 exons.
UCUCCGUCGGGGAAUCAGAAAUUUAAGAUAACACACUAAAGAAAUUGAUUUUUUCAUUGUAAAUAUGGUUAAAAAAAAGUAUAAAAUAUGCAUGGUGUCAGACUUUUUUUACCCUAAUAUGGGUGGAGUUGAAGAACAUAUUUUCAAUUUAGCACAAUGCCUUUUAAAUCGAGGACACAAAGUGAUAGUGAUGACUCAUUCUUAUGGGGAAAGGGUUGGCAUUCGUUACAUGACCAAUGGCUUAAAAGUUUAUUAUUUACCUAUUAAAGUUUUCUACAACCAAUGCAUUCUACCUACUCAGAUUUGUUCCAUUCCCUUGAUAAGGUAUAUUUUUAUUAGAGAAGAAAUAGAUAUAAUUCAUGGGCAUUCUGCUUUCUCAGCCUUAGCCCAUGAAGGAAUGUUAAUAGGAAGAUUGAUGAGGUUGAAGACUGUUUUCACAGAUCACUCUCUAUUCGGAUUUGCAGAUACCUCAGCAAUUUUAACGAACAAGUGUUUAGAAUUAUCAUUGUCUGAUUGUCAUCAUUGUAUUUGUGUAUCGCACAUAGGAAAAGAAAACACUGUUCUUAGAGCUAAAGUUCAUAAAGAAAAAGUUUCAGUUAUUCCAAAUGCUGUAGAUACUGCUUUGUUUACUCCAGAUAUAAGUAAAAGAAGCAAAGAUUGCAUAACAAUAGUUAUUGUAUCAAGAUUAGUAUAUCGAAAAGGGAUGGACUUUUUAGCUGGUGUUAUACCUGAAAUUUGUAAACGUCAUGAGAAUGUGCAAUUUUUGAUUGGAGGAGAUGGACCAAAAAGAUGGCUUCUUGAAGAAAUAAGAGAAAGAAAUCAACUUCAACACAGAGUUACACUUCUUGGAAGUGUAGAACAUUCAAAAGUUAAAAAUGUUCUAAAUAAAGGUCACAUAUUUCUCAAUACUAGUCUCACAGAAGCUUAUUGCAUGGCCAUUGUUGAAGCUGCUUCUUGCGGUUUACAAGUAGUGUCUACAAAAGUUGGUGGUAUUCCUGAAGUUUUGCCUCCAGAUUUGAUUUAUUUAGUUGAACCAACUGUUUCUGCACUUAUUGAAGGAGUUGAAAAAGCUAUAUCUGAUUACAAAGCAGGCAAUAUUAUAUGUCCAACAGAAAUUCAUAAAAGGAUCAGUAAAUAUUAUAAUUGGCACAAUAUUGCAAAAAGAACUGAAAUUGUUUACAACGGAGUUGAUGAUGAAGAUAUACGUAGCUUAGGAGAACAGCUAAUGAACUAUUUACAGGCAGGGGUAUUACCAUAUCUUCUAGUUGUAGCAUGGUGUUACAUUGUUCUUCAAUUUCUUGAGUAUUCUGUACCAAGAAAAUUUAUUGACAUUGCAAGGGAUUAUAACAAAAGAACAAACUCGAAAAAAUCAAAUUCAAGUCAACUUUAAAUAAUUAUUUACAAUUACUUUGAAUAUCAAAGAAAUUCUAUAUUUUUUAAAAUAGCAUGUUUGGUGAAAAUUUUUUUCCCUGAAAUAUAUCCUAGUCAAAAUCAAGGAGCGCGCCUCGCAAUCCAACUGGCAAGUAUUUGUAAAUAAAUGUAAAUAAUCAAUUAUUGUACAUGAAAAUAUUUAUAAAUAGGAUUUAUCGAAAAAGAAUCGUUGAAAUAAGUAUUUUUAUAUUCUGUAUUUUUGUCUUCUAAGUGAACUUUACAUCAAAUUCAUUUUACAGCAGAAGUUACAUAAAAUGUAAUAAAACUUUGAAUUUUAACUAUAAUUCAAUACAUUCCACAGAAAUAAUCCGACAAUGAAAAAAUGUAGUGGAUUUUUAGUUACAUUUUUGAUACAAAUCAAACUGAAAAUUUCACUGAAAUUGAUUUUAUUAAAUAAAAUUACGUUUUGGUCAUGCUAUUAUAUAGUAGAAUAUUUUAUAGUCAAACAAUUUUGAAAAAUAAGGACAAUCGAUUGAAUGUAUUUACUACUGUUUAUAUUGUUUAUCAAGAAAUUUGUAUUAGAGCAAUUAAUGCGUAUUGUUAUCUUUAAAAUAAAACAUUUUUAUAAUUACAUUUGUUACUCUAGACUUGUCAAUCAUUUAAAUAAUUAUAUUAUACUUACUAUCUAACUUUACCUGUACAAAAUAUUUGGGAUUUAUAGUGCAUUAUAAUGAAAUUAUAUUUUGUCAACAAAGUAAAUUGUAAUAACAGACCAGAUUGGAAAAUAUAAUGUUUAUUUUUUGCCAAGUUGCAAGAUACAUUCAGUAAUAUAUUUUAUAAUGGUAAUAAAGUUAAUAUUGAUACAAUA